AUUCUGGCUGGACCAAAGACCUCACCCCAUUAACCAUCCUCAAAUCUCCUCCCUUCCUCUUUCCCACCUGUUUACUCCGCAAGACUCCGCAGCCCUGGUUGUAGCCCGUAGCAACACGUGCGCGCUGAGGCAUUGUGCCGCCGCCGCCGUGCCAGACGUCCUCGAGCCUGACCACAACCCCUCCAUGUUCCAUCUGCUGCACUAUGGAUUGAUGCCACGAGUUGUUCAGGAUCAGUCCCACAAGUUUGAAACAGACGAAUUGUUUAGAAAACUGAGCGAGGACACGGAGAUAAGAGUGACGUCGUAUCGGGACAAGUCUCCGGAGGAACGGUCACAGCGGUUCAUCAACGACGUAAAAGAAGGGCAUACUUGUGUGGCGUUUCUUAACACCGGAGUAAACCUAAUGCUGCAGUUUUACCCUCCAUCGGGUCCCACAGACAAAGUCACCAAGGAAUAUGUAGACUUCGACAAGGAUCCCUCAAAGGUGGUCCUCAAAAGUCGGUUUAUAAUGAACGGAGUUUGUGUACAAAUGAAGGGUUGGAUCGACCUGAAGCGUCUGGAUGGAGUAGCUCGGUUAGAAUUCGACUACGAUUUAGCGGAUUAUAUUUCAGCAAGAAGACAGAGUAGUGAGAACCAGACUUAGAGAAUACGAAGAGAGACAGAUGAAAAACGAGUUCUCAAUCGCAUAAUAUCUCUAGGGAUCCCAGCUGAUGCCAAUACAAAGCAACCAGCUCUCCUCAAGCACGGGCCCUGAGGGGUCCAGGAUCCACCACGCCCACAGAUACCACCCUUACUAGUCUACCAGACCCACGUGGUUCUAUAUCUCCAUAUGUGGGCAUCACGUGGCUCUACAUCUACCAGACAACAGUACCCUAGUACUCAUCAUGACAAACAGACUCCAGCCCUGCUGAGGUUGUGUCCAGCACGACUAAAGAUCAGCUAAGAUUAAGGACUCGACCGCUGGGUGAUAUUGCUCAGAAUGUAAUCAUUAGGGUUAUUAGUCCAUGACAAUGAUGGUUUACGGAUCCAAAGACAGUUACAGAAUAUUUGACUCAUUUGUUCCUUCCUACUUUCUCAGAAAUCGAGAGAGUCCGUUUUAUCUGCAUUCUCCUGAUAUUCUAUGUAUUUGUGUAACUGUGUAAAUUAUAGUUGCGAUUCAACUGAUU
Molecule: messenger RNA, 1166 nt
Organism: Bolinopsis microptera
Lineage: Eukaryota; Metazoa; Ctenophora; Tentaculata; Lobata; Bolinopsidae
Product: protein big brother-like
Exons: 7
Coding region: 185-643 (152 amino acids)
Biological process (GO): regulation of transcription by RNA polymerase II
Cellular component (GO): core-binding factor complex; nucleus
Molecular function (GO): sequence-specific DNA binding; transcription coactivator activity
Source: RefSeq, a predicted model, not a curated record